Messenger RNA from Eptesicus fuscus (big brown bat), 633 nucleotides. It is a transcript of the gene IGSF23, whose product is annotated as immunoglobulin superfamily member 23. The record is from RefSeq and is a predicted model, not a curated record. NCBI's taxonomy places the organism in Eukaryota, Metazoa, Chordata, Mammalia, Chiroptera, Vespertilionidae. The coding region runs from base 1 to 633 and encodes 210 amino acids. The transcript has 4 exons.
AUGGCCUACCUCCCUGUUCACACAGCCGGCGAGGUCCUGCUACACACGUUCCCGGAGACUUCCCUGGGUGUCGUCCGGAGUGAACUCAACUACUCGGUGAUCCUGGGGUGUCUGGCUGUGACCACACCCACACCCGUGAUUUACUGGACCUUCAACGGGCAGCCCCGAGGGACAGGGGACAAGCUGAUCAUCCGGCAGUUGUCCAGGGAGGACUUGGGUACCUACAUGUGCAUGACCAAGAACAACCAGGAACAGUAUUCCUCCAAGUCUGUAGACGUCUCCCUGCCGGAAGUCAACAUGGAUCCCACGGAUGAGCCCACCGACCUGGACCCCAUUCUCAAGGUGUCAGGAGGAUCUGCCAUCGCCCUCCUCGUGGCCGGAAGUGCGGGGUUGGUGGUAGUGAUGUUAGGAAUUGGCUCCGCCAUCGCUCAGAUCCAAAGGGAUAGCGGCAACACUUACCUCAAAGUGUGGGUGUGCGAGUACCUAAGACAGUGGGAGGAAAGCGCUAUCGAGAGAGAACACCAGACCCCGUUCUCACAGCAGCCCUGGGGCCAGGGCCAGGGCCUCCCCCAGGAUACCCGGCACCAGCUCAGCAACGUGUGCCAGCCCUGCCAGGCCUUCAGUGCCGGGUGA